Molecule: messenger RNA, 1559 nt
Organism: Onychostoma macrolepis
Lineage: Eukaryota; Metazoa; Chordata; Actinopteri; Cypriniformes; Cyprinidae
Gene: ucn3l
Product: urocortin 3, like
Exons: 2
Coding region: 498-941 (147 amino acids)
Biological process (GO): hormone-mediated signaling pathway; adenylate cyclase-activating G protein-coupled receptor signaling pathway; cellular response to nutrient levels
Cellular component (GO): extracellular region
Molecular function (GO): corticotropin-releasing hormone receptor 2 binding; hormone activity
Source: RefSeq, a predicted model, not a curated record
UGUUUGUUUAUUUGUUAUUGCAUGUAGCUGUUCAAUAAUCGAGAUAAUGUAGCAUAUAGUCAGCCGGUCGUGAUAAAGGACAUGAUCAGAUGAUCAAACUUUUUUUUUUCAUAUAAUAACAGGCUGGCUUCAAAUAUUAAGCUCAAAGUAGACUAUAUGGUGACGGUGCACGAGCGCAUCAAUCACCGCCUCAUUUUACUGGGAGGAUCCCAAUAAAUGACGUUAUUGCUGGCGUACGACUGCAGCGUAAUUGGGCUUAUACUAAAUGAAUGCACAUCCAAUAGGCAUACAGUCCAAGCGGAUAUUAUGAGCAGCCAGGAAGAUAUCAAACCCACUAAAUCACUCUUAUGAUUCAAUGCGACAAUAAGUUGACACCGAGUUGUUGACUUGCUUGCCUUUUUAACAACACUUUGGAUUCACGAUCCAAAAGUUCUGGUUGACCUAACAGUGCUUCACCUCAGAAGACUCUCCUAAUUCAAACAGUGCAGGGCAAAACGAUGUGGCUCGCGCGGACCCUCCUCGCUCUGGCACUUCUUUGCGCACCGGUUUCCAGCCUCUGCUUACCAACGUACAACCCCUUGUCCAACUUUCUUUGCAACAAUGAAGUGUUCUCCGAGACGAAUGAUAACGGGCAACCAGCUAAUUCCCUGCUGGACAGUCUAAACCUCCUGUUCAAAUCAACGCACUCGCUUUCCUCCGAGGAGCCGCGCGAGAGGAGGACAAUACCCGCGUCCAAAUACAGAUACUUGAGCCAGACGCAGCUCAGGAGUAAACUGUACCGUAAUAGUGCGAAGAGCGACCGACGCAGCCAGGUCACUCUUUCCCUCGACGUCCCUACCAACAUUAUGAACAUCCUCUUCAACAUUGCCAAAGCCAAGAACCUGCGCGCCAAGGCGGACGACAACGCGCGCUUGCUGGCGCAGAUUGGAAAGAGAAAAUGAACUCCAGUUUAUGUCACUAAUUUGACUUUAACAAAUAUUUUUUUGUUACCAACUGAGGCAUGUUAUCUCUGAUUUAAUAAUGUAAUAAAAGUUGUUUUCAGUUGCAUAACAAAUUAGCAAUACUGAAAAUGAAUGGAACAUAUUAACAGGUGAUAUUUGGGUUUUGAUUUAUUGCCCACUAAACGCAUACUUGUUUUAGGGGGCUUGUCACGUUUGUCAGAUUUAAUGCUGUUUUACAGGAAGUUAUUUAAAAUUGACUUAUUACCUAGUGAGACUCAUAUGGCAAUUGGAAACAAAAUUGUUUGGUCAGUUUCUAAAGUCAAGCUUCAAAGAGACAUAAUGAUUGAAAUAUAUGUCUCGGAGGGAUACGACAUAUUUUCCAAUGCUCCUUCAUCUCUCCCUUUUCAUGAACACAGUUUGUCUGUACAUCUCAGAUGAAAGUUGACCUGAUUAGUAUUAAAACAAUGACUGCUCUAUAAGAUACACGAGUUGAUGGUUACAGAUCUGUAAAGUUCUUAAAACUCUGGGUUGAUAAAACCGACAGUUGAAUAUUUUUGUACUGAAAAUAAUUAUUUUAUCGUUUAAUAAAUAAAUAAAUGCAAAUGUAAACAAAGCGUC